This is a messenger RNA of Pieris rapae (cabbage white), 4916 nucleotides long. RefSeq names its product nuclear factor NF-kappa-B p110 subunit (gene Rel). Gene Ontology annotation, cellular component: cytoplasm. The record is from RefSeq and is a predicted model, not a curated record. Lineage: Eukaryota; Metazoa; Arthropoda; Insecta; Lepidoptera; Pieridae. Gene Ontology annotation, biological process: canonical NF-kappaB signal transduction; non-canonical NF-kappaB signal transduction; regulation of DNA-templated transcription. The transcript is spliced from 22 exons. Gene Ontology annotation, molecular function: protein binding; DNA-binding transcription factor activity; DNA binding. Bases 214 to 2973 code for a protein of 919 amino acids.
CAGUAUUGUCACGGUUGGCAGUUAACUAUAUUGACAACUUUCAAAUACUCUUAAGUUUGACCAAAACAAAAUUGCAUCCUGAGAAGUCUGCAAGUGUUAAUCCACAAUUUAAAAUUUUGAGUUACUUCUUUCUUGUUUUUAAACUUGGUGGUCAUUAAAGUGAUAGCGAAUGUAGUGUCUUAUCCGAAUUGUUAAAUAAAUUGUAUUGUAAACAUGUCUAGUGAACACGAUAUGAGUGAUGUAUCAAAUUUGGAGUCUUCUUCAUCUCGUGGGUAUUCACCAUAUUCAUCACCAACCCGUAUGGUUCCCAACCUGGCCAAUGGAUUUACGGAACUGAGGUGCGACGAUAGUUAUAAAGAUAAUAAGCCAUAUCUCAAAAUUAUUGAACAGCCCAUGGAUUACUUUAGAUUCCGGUACAAGAGUGAAAUGUUAGGAACACAUGGUUGUUUGCUUGGAAAGAACUCUGUUUCAGGAAAACUGAAGACACAUCCAACUGUUGAGCUAUGCAACUAUACAGGUAGUGCAAUAAUAAGAUGUAAUCUGGCCCGACAUAAUGAUACCACAGAUCAUCCACAUAAACUAACAGAUGAAGACCAGGAUAGGGAAGUGUUCAGUAAUGUUCCAACACAAGGUUCUUAUAAAGUCGGAUUCAAUGGUAUGGGUAUAAUACACUCUGCAAAGAAAGAUAUACCUACCUUAUUAUACAAGAAGUAUUCGCAAGAUAUGGAACAAUCUGAAUUUAAUGAACGCAAGUUGCGCAUGCGCUGCGAGGCAGAAACGAAAAACAUUAACCUGAAUAUUGUGAGGCUCAAGUUUACCGCGCAUGAUGUUAACUCUGGUGAACUGCUCUGUCCUCCAAUUUUCUCUGAUCCCAUUCAUAAUAUGAAAAGUGCAGCAACCAAUGAUCCAAAGAUAUGCCGAGUCAGUAAAAGAUAUGGCAAGGCCUCGGGAGGAGACCAGGUUUUCAUAUUUGUGGAAAAAGUCAGCAAAAAGAAUAUUAAGAUACGUUUCUUUGAGUUGAACGAAGACGGCGAGCGGGUGUGGGAGGCGGACGCCAGAUUUGGAACGUGCGACGUUCAUCACCAAUACGGCAUCGUCUUUACUACACCAGCGUAUCGUCCAACUACGAAGAAUGUGAAGGUAUUUUUCGAGCUGCAGCGACCGUCCGAUGGUCGUACCAGCGAACCCAAAGAGUUCUGCUACAUAGCUGACUUCUGCAGCAGGGAGAAGAAGAGAAAAGCCGAGUCUUCAUACUCUUCUAUUAGCUCAGGUGGCUCAAUCAAAAGUAUCAGCGAUUUGCCGUUGACAAUCGACUUCGCUAACCAACCGAACCAGGAAAUGGAAAUGAAUGAAAUUCCAGUUUUGCCAAAAGUCAGUUAUGUACCACCCACCCCUCCAUCAAACCUGGAUGUGAUGAUGGGAGAUGCACUCCUAUACAACGUGUCUCAGCCAGCAGCGCCGAAGUAUGAGAGUCCUAUGCUGGGUCAACCGAAUGUGCCGCCUCCACCAGUCAUACAACUCGACUCGACUGAAAUGAACCGCCUACUUGAAGACUGUCCUCACAUACCGUCUGAAGAGCGCAAACGAUUCAUGGAUUUGGACUUGAGUGAAUACUUCCGGUCAUUUGAAGAACACUUGAAUCAGCCGGGCGAUAUUCAUGGGAUGUCAUUUAUUAGAAGCGCUUCCUUAGUAGCUGACUCCGGACGACCGGUUGUCAGAUGCAAAACUGAAAGCAAAGAUGAUCCUGCAAAGAAUAGUCAUGAAAGUAUUCGGAAGAAAACUGAGUAUACAGCGGUCUACAGCACUGAAGACGGGAAGGAAGUUAAAAUGUUGGUAAGAGAACUUUGUGAAAUAAUAAAAAGUAAAGUUACCACAAAACGGCAAAUUUUGAAGGACAAACUGAAAAGACUCUUCGAGUUGAGACUUGACAAUGGAGAUGCAUUUUUACAUAUGACAUUAUGCAGUAACCAGCCCAGUUUGCAAUUCAUAGUCAAACUGAUUCACGAUUUAAAAAUUACCGGUUUGCUAAACAUUCAGAAUGAUCGCAUGCAAACAGUACUCCACCUGGCAAUCAUCAAUGAUCGAGAAAGUCUGAUACCGAUGCUCAUUUCAAAUGGUUGCAACCCCAUGUUGGAAGACGAGGAAGGCAACAACGCGAUUCACUACGCGGUGAUAUGCCGCACCUGUCUUGAGCCACUACUUAACGAAAUCAAAACCGCAAAUGUCGAUUUUAAUAUUGACGCAUUUAAUUACGAUAAGCAAACAGCGCUGCAUCUAAGCGCUAUAUACGGCUGUGAGAAGAGCGCUAGAUUGCUGCUUAAAGCGGGAGCCCUCAGCACAGUACGUGACAGCGAGGGACGUACACCGCUGCAUUUAGCGGCGUCCAAUACUAGCAGUGGAUUGGAAGUAGUCAAGUGCCUAGUGGAGUAUAUGACACCGAGCGAAAUUGACAUUGUAGAUGGGCGUGGUCACACACCGCUUCAAGAUGUUUGCGAUUCGAUUCUCGGACCUCAUUCGCUGCAGAUAGCAAAAACUUUGUUGGAUAAGAAGGCGGACCCCAAGAAAUGCGAUACGUCAGGUGCCAUGGCCUUCAAACUGGCGAAGAACAAGCCAGAGCUGAUGGAGUUGUUACGUCAGUAUGCAAUGUGUUCCGAGGAUGACAUCAAAUCGGAACCGGAGGAUUAUGAAUCAGCUGAUGAAGGGGAGGGAAGCGAGCUAUCCGACCUUUCGCUAUACGUGCAUGAAGUGGCAGCUAUAUUGGAUAGGAGCGAGGGUUGGCGGGUGUUGGCCAAACGCCUGCAUCGGGAUGCGAUGAUAAAGUUCUUUGAGUCGACACCAAGUCCCACCACAACUUUACUCAAUAACAUAAAGGAGCUGAACGAUGACGUCACAUCUCGAUCAUUGGCUCUACUAUUAGAUGACAUGGGCGAGAAGGAUGCAGCCGCCAUUAUCAAAAGUCGUAUUAUCGAGUAAAUUACCUACUCAAUUCAAUUGGCUGAACUCUUCAUGAAAAAACAAGAAUGUCUUUUAAUGAGGUGGUCAGGCGAUGGUUAAUAUGAGCAUUGUUUGAUGGAAACUUAUGCAGCGCCCUGUGGGCAAAUUUGCACUAAAAGAGCAUUUGGCUAGAAUACAAUUGCUUUUUAAUAUAAAAAAUAGUUGCCUUCAGAAACUAAUAUUAACGUUUCGACGUAAACGAUUGCUCAGCUCGUUAGUUAAGUUCGUGCUUAGGUCCUUGUAACUUUACUAUAAGUUUGACAACGUAUUUUACGAAACCAUAAAAUACAAUUGUGUCAUUUACAUGAAAUUUGCCAUAUUCACUGUUAGAGGUUGUGAUGAUCACAGACUAAAUUUAGUAUUCACGGUUAUAAAUGUCAUAUAAACGACAUUGACAAUUUACAACUAACUCAUCGGAUUAACUAUAUGUAAAAAAGUCAAAUGACAUAUAUCAAUCAAAAAUAACGACCGUACCGAGUAAAAUUUUGACUUUAAUUUCCACUUAUUCAUAAAUUGCCUUGGCAUUUAAAAUACUGUUAUUGUUCUAUUCUCUUACCAACUCCGGUUUAUGUUGUAAUUAAUAUUAUUAAAUAAUUAUUUGUAAGUGAACGUGAUUUUAAGUUAUUAUUCCAGAUUCGGACAGCUAACAUGCUAUUUUGUAAUUAUAAGAUUUUUAAAAUCGGUACAUAAAUCAAGUAAAGUCAUUUUUAUUUAGCGGGUUAAAUUUAAAAAAAAAUUUAAUUAAGUUGUUCGAUUUCGACAAAUUACUUAUUUUGUAGGUAUUUGUAAAACAGUGCCUUGUGAUUUUUGUCUCUUACAAUUUUUUUUAAAUUUUUAAUUUUAAGUUUUUAUUUAACUGAAAGAGCGUAGUUAAUCAGUGAGGUUCUGCGUUCGAACCCCAGCGUGCUCCAAAAAAUUCUAAGUGCGCAAUUAACAUUUGCGUGGUUUAUUAAGUGAUGAAAGCUUGACCCAAAAUCGAGGUGACAGGUACGGCUGAAAAACUGCUUGUGAAAUCAAGAUUUGCGACUGAAUUAUUUUAGACAAAAAUAUUCUUCAUUUUAAUCAAAAAAAAAAAACGUCUAAUGAUAUAAUUCUAACUAUAGAAUAAUUCCGUGGUUUAGACUCGUGCAAUGAAUAAAUUAUUAUUAUUAUUAUUAUAUAACUUUUUAUCACAGUGUAAACGACAGAUUAGACUUGACAGAAAGAGACGAGAGAUUAGACUUUUAUGAAUAGUGUUUAUAAAUAACUUUCAGUAAUAUAAUUAAGUGUCGUAUUUGAAAUACAAUCGUUUAGAUUUAUGAAAAUAAAUUUUUUUUUUAAUUUUAUUGAUGGAUUUAGCCUUAGGUUUAUGGUGUUUUAGUCACUUGAAAGAUAACUAUUUGAAGAUUAUUAUUACAUCUGUUGAUGCGAAGUUGGUUGUUACAAAAUUUAUUUAUUUUAAAAAAUCUGACGUACGUCAAAAUUUUAUUGACAUUUGACAUAUGGGGUAAUGGUGCUAAGUCUCGUUUCUGUUUUUCGAUUUAUUUAUGUUAAAAUGUUAGUAACGACUCAGUUUCUAUUGUAUUUAGUAUUACGCAUUUACAAAAGCAGUUUUAUCUACCUGAUUUACUGAAAUAUUAAAAAAAUUACGAAUUACUUUUUAAACUGAUUGAUUUUUUGACAUUAAUAUUUUAUUACUUGACAUUUGACUGAUUUGAUUAGUCAAAUAUUAUUCAUAAUUUUUUAAUUAUUCUCUUAAUAAGAUAGUUUUAAUUUUCAUUUACUGUGUUAUGUUAUUAACAAAUUUUAAAAUAGCCAAAAACGUUUAAAAUUAUUUAGUUAUAAGAUUUACAGUUAUGACUUGCCUCGUUCUAGAUCGGGGCGUAUUUUUAUAUGAAUCGUAUAGUUAAGUUGAACUUUUGGUAAAUAAAUGUUUUAGACAG